Molecule: messenger RNA, 676 nt
Organism: Bombina bombina (fire-bellied toad)
Lineage: Eukaryota; Metazoa; Chordata; Amphibia; Anura; Bombinatoridae
Product: histone deacetylase 7-like
Exons: 7
Source: RefSeq, a predicted model, not a curated record
AUGGAUAAAAGUGGUACUCUUUUUGUAAAGAGAGUCACUAGCCACAACAGGAGACCUGGAGGAAAGCUAAACGCAGAGUGCUGUCGUCAUAGAAAGGAGACAGCCAGUACUGAAGUCACGGUCAGCUUCCCUAUGUCUCCAUCACAUUCCUCAGUACUUGUUACUCUUGUGUCUCUAGAAGAUUCCCCAAUAGGUCAUACUGUGGAUCUUAGCAUCCCCGUCAGCACAAUAACGACGCAGACUACCCACAUGGACUUUCACCUAGUUCAGCGAUUUGGACAGCGCUCAGACACUGCACUCCUGACUCCCAAACAGUCCCAGCAAACUCUCUUCCAAGCCAUCUCCCAGCACCAGCAAGCGGAACCCAAGAUUCGGAGCCUGGAUUCACCCUGUCGGAACACAGAUCACGGACGCCAGCAGUUGAACAAGGAAAGACCUAAAUGUGCUAUGGCGAGUCCUGCAGUAAAACAGAAACUGCUGGAGAAGAUCCUGAACAAGCAGCAGAUUGCACCAGACCGUAACAAUAUGGCCAAUCACAUCAGCCCUGUCAUAGCCUACAGACCUCCCGAGCACAUUAAACAAGAACCCCCUCAGCCUACUGUCCUGACUAACUUAAUACAUCAAGUUGCAGCUGCUUCCGGCAACCAACCUGAGCAUUACCCACUCCGCAAGACAG